AUGUCCAGGCGAGUUGGGAAAAUUGCCACCAAAGCUUCAUCCUCUUCUGGUUCGUCAAGCACGAAACCCAUAAGAUGCAACUUCCACCGAGCCCCCUGCGUUGUCAACACUUCUCGCACAGACGACAAUCCUGGAAGAUUGUUUUAUUCUUGGUCGUAUUGGAAGGAUGAAGAGAAGAGCUGCAGGUUUUUUUGCUGGGUUGAUGCAGUCACAGAAAGUGACUUUAGGCUUGGUGGACUUAUGGAAGAGAAUGAGCAGCUAAAGUCGACAUUGGAGGCACUUGAAGGACGACUUCGUAGGGCAUAA
Molecule: messenger RNA, 306 nt
Organism: Linum trigynum
Lineage: Eukaryota; Viridiplantae; Streptophyta; Magnoliopsida; Malpighiales; Linaceae
Source: the annotation of a GenBank genome assembly